UCACGUGGAUUCUCCAACCACGCACGACGCCAUAUUGGACGAUUCAUGGAACUGGCACUGGAAGGAAGAAAAAAUGUUUCUUUAUAACGUCAGCAUAUGUGUUUAAUAUAACGAUAUACAUACAGAUGUUACCAUGAUUAAUAUCCAGCUACAUCAGAGGCUGUAAGUUGAAGAUACUCCUUUGGUUCUGGAUCACAAAAGAGCUUCCCUACAACCAUGGCUUGCAUACACUUCAAGUUCAAGAACAGUCUUGACUAUGACUCUGUUACCUUCGAUGGACUCCAUAUUUCUCUUGGGGACCUGAAGAAGGCUAUCAUGCAGAGGAAAAGACUUAAGGACACCGAUGUUGAUCUUCACAUUGUCAAUGCCAUUACGAAGAAAGCAUACCAGGAGACAGAAGAGAUGAUUCCGAAGAAUACCUCGGUGAUCGUCUCCAGAAUCCCUUUGGCCAAUGCUGUAAAGCCCAGUGGCCCGAAGACAUUAAAUGCUUACCCCAAGGAUGAACCAAGAUCAAAACCAGCCGCCCCAAUGCCAGAAGUUGGAGCCCAAGAGCGUCAAAAUCAGUCUGUGGAUCUUGUCAACGCUAACAUCUCGGAGGAAGAUAAGAUAAAGGCCAUGAUGUACCAAUCCACUAAAGACUUUGACCCCACAAACUACAUGAAGUCCAAGUACCCUGCAGGAAAGCCCUCUACUUCCUACCUCUGCUUCAAGUGCGGCAAGCCUGGCCACUACAUCCACAACUGUCCAAAUAAACCAGAAGUUGACCCAGAGGAUCCUACAGCCAAACCGCAGGAAGUAGUCAACACAAGUCGAAUCAAACGCUCCACGGGUAUCCCGACAAGUUUUCUUACGCCCUGUAAUGACAAACAUUCACCCGGAGCUCUCCUGAUGUCGACAGGACAGUACGCUGUCCCCAUCAUUGACAAAGAGGCAUUCCAGAAGGGCAAGAAGGAGAGGCCGCCGUUCAUGCCCUUGCCAUCGGUAGAGAAACAGGAGGAAUCCCCCGUACCAAACGAGCUCAUCUGUCCACUGUGUCACGACCUCCUGAAGGAAGCGGUUGUGAUUCCUUGCUGCGGUAACAGUUACUGUGAUGAAUGUAUCCGUGAUGCACUGUUAGAGGACGAUAACCAUUGCUGUCCAUCCUGCAAUGAGAUGGACUCCUCACCAGAUAAACUCAUCGCCAAUAAGUUCCUGCGGACAGCGGUUACCAAUUUCCACAACGAGACAGGGUACACAACUGUUAAGAGGAGACACAUGGAGGCCAAAAUGGAGCAGUUAAAACAACAGCAGCAGCGAGAACAUCAUUUUAAAGAACAACAGAAGCAACGUGAGCUACAGAAGAAGCAACAGGAGGAACAAAGGGCUAACAAAACAAGGUCAAGGAUGGAGUCACCUCCACCUCCACCUCCUCCCCGCUCAGACCCAACUCCCUGUAUUACAGUGAAAACCUCACCAGAGGGACCCCAAAACUCCAGUAAACCUAUCACCCCCACCACGUUGACGCCAGUCAAGGAUGAGAGAGAACCGCCGUGGCCAACAGACGACCAGCCCAAGACCGUGCCAGUGAUUGGACAGAAGGUUCCCAGUAAUCCAAACAGAAACACCCCACCACCCUCAGCUGGACCUAUAACUGUUCAUGCCUCUGGACCGCCAUCUCAUGUCAGAGGGCCUGCAAAUUCAGAGAGUGGGUUGCACCCAAGCAUUCCUGCUACUCCUAAUUUUCGACAUCCUGCCAUACCCAAUGGACCAGUGAGGCACCCUCCAACUUUCCCACCUCCAGGCAUCGCCCCUUCACAAGUGCCUGUACUAAAUACAGCUUUACCUCCCCCGCGUCUACCCAUACCGUCAGGGAUGCCACCAUAUCCUCCCCAUCCUGGGGUACCUGGGAGCGCACCCCUGCCAUUUCCACCGCCAAGAGGCCCUUUUCCUUUACCCAUGGUUGGACCACAGCCAAUGACCAAGGAGGAAUUUUACAGAACAAAACAGGAGAUGUUGAGAGACGACUUGAACCCCGAGGUCAUGGUUGAUUACCGUUUGAAGUUGAUGGAGUACAGACUUAAUCAGAGGAAGCGACGCUCCAUAUCAAGGUCGCUGUCACCAAGAAGAUCCCGCUCAAGGAGCAGGAGUCGCAGUCGAUCAAGAUACAGAUCAAAGACCCCACCCUUACGAAGAAAAACAAGAUCUAGAACCCGCUCAAGGACCCGUACUAGAUCUCGUUCAAGGCUGAAGUACUCGCGCAGUCCACCCCCUCGUCGCAUUCGAUCAAGAACUCGUUCAAGAUCAAGGUCAAGAUUAAGGUCUAGGACACGUUCAAGAUCACGUUCCAUUUCCAAGCCAAGAAGAUUACGGUCCCGAACACGAUCUAGAUCCAGAUACCGUUCCAAGACACCUAUUAGAUACCGAACUAGGAGUAGGUCAAGGUCGUGGUCACGACCUCCGCCUCCAAAAUAUCGGGCAAGAUCAAGAAGUCUAACACCGAGGCGAAGAUCACGUACACGUUCACGUACAAGGUCGCCCCUACCAAGAUAUAAUAGCUGGUCCAAAUCACGUUCUCGCAGCCCAAAGUACAAGCGCAGCUCUCCAGGUUACCUUCCUCCCCGAAGGUCAAGGUCACCACCGCCUCGCUUUCAGCGAUCUCCCCCACCAUAUUAUAGGGAUGACUUCUAUAGACCGCCAUCUGGUAACUGGUCCCCACCCCCCAAGGGCUUCAGAUCUCCACCCCAGGGAAGGCAAGGCUUUUCUCCACCAAGGUACCCAGGUCAACCCCCACCUUACUAUGGUCAGCGACCAGAGGAUCCCUAUAGAGCCUAUGAGCAGUAUUACAUAGACUUUUAUGGAUACCCACCACCACUACCCCCACCCCCAGGGUCAGGGCCAGGGCCAAGGCCAGGACCAGGACCAGGGCCAGGGCCAAGGCCAGGACCAGGGCCAAGGCCAGGACCAGGGCCAGGACCAGGGCCAGGACUAGGGCCAGGGCCAGGGCAGUAUGACAUUCCCUACUAUAACAAGCAACCGUACAGACCACGAUCUAAGUCACCCAGGGGCCGUAUGGAAUCGAGAGGCAGAUCCCCAAGGGGUAGGGGUCAAGGCAGAGGUCAGUCAGAUAGACCUGGACCAAAAUGGGACAACAGUAAACCUGGCAAAAACGACAGCAAGCAAGAAACUAAAAAUAAAGAUGAAAAGGAAGAUAAAAAGAAAGUACAGAAAAGAUCUCAAGAAAAAUCCAAAACACACAAGGAUCAGGAGGACAAAAAGGCCAAGAAUAAAACUACGGACACCAAGAAAGAAAAAACAGUUAAAAGUAAAAAGACAAAGGAGGUUGGGCAGAAAAUAGAGGUGGUGACAGGUGUUAAAAAAUCAUCUGGUGUAGGGUUAGCAACCAUGGCAAAGAAAUCCAUACCAUCAAAGGGGGUCGCAAAUGUGGCGAAAAAAUCCCAGCUGGAAAAGAGCGAUGAAAAAAUAAAUAAAAAAUCUCAUCGAGAGAAAAUUUCAGAGACGGGUAGUCGGAAAUCGCAACCAGAAAAAAGAGAAGAAGCUACUGCAAAAAAACCAUACAGAGACAAGGUGGAAGAUAAGGAAAAGGUGAAGUCUUCAUCUCAAGAACCACAAAUCAAUAAAGAAAAUAAAAUUCCCGCAAAGAAAAAGAUCAAACCCAAACAGAAGGAUAAAAGUGAGGACGAUUCGGAACAGGAAGUGGGAAAUAUUUCAAAACGAAAAAUGUUAAAAAAGAUUGAGAUAAAACAAGAACCAAGAGAUGAUUCAGAUUUUGAAAAUCCUGUGGGAAAAGUUAGUGUAAAAAAGGAGAGGGGAAGACUUCCUGAGGAUGGAGAGGAACCACCAAAACGAAUAAAAAAAGAAAAAUUCAAAGAGUCUGAAGAGAAAGAGUUGGGUGAUGAUGAACCUCCUAAACGAGUCAGGAAGGAAAAAUCUGAUGCUCACAGACAACAUCAAAAGGAGAAGCCACAUAUAAAAAGAUCUAAGGUGAAAAAUUCAGAGUCUGAUGCUACACAAAGUGAUUCUGCCCCCGAAGGUGAAAAGAUUCGCCGUAAAAUAAAAACAAAAAGGGUAUCAGAGAUAGAGAAAAAGGGAAAUGAGGUUGUAGAGGAGGAAGAGAGCCCGGCUAAGAGGCGAAAGAUCGAUCAUGAACAGGAACCAGACUACGAAAAAUCAAACAAAUCUGAUAAACAGAGACAUAAAGAAAUCAAGGAAAACAAACUUGUAUCCAAGUCAGACAGUAAGAAAUCAAGGAUUUCACGGGAGGAUUCCUCAGAACGAAAGUCAUCAGUGUCCAGGGAGGAAGGGUCGAAAUCCCCUUCGGAAAGUAAAAAAUCUCGCAGAGCUCGGGACAGUCAGUUGGAAGACAAAGCAGCAAAGGAAGGAGGGAAAUCCCGAGGAUCCCACAAGGAUCAACAAACAUCUAAAGUUGAAAGUGUCAAAUCUCGAAUAUCACGAGAGGAUCAUCCUGGCCCAAAGUCUGUUGUUGAAAGCAAACUGCGCAGGUCGAGGGAGGAGGAACUCAUGCUGUCGCCCCCCGAACUGUCUAAGUGGGAGAGAGAGGACUACUUGAGUGACCGUUCUCCUGAACCGAGGAGAAGACAUAAACAUCAACAUGAGAAACAGUCAUUACCAAGGUCGGUCAUAGAAAGUGCAGAAAAGGCCAUAUCUCAAAAACAGGUGAAGAGCAUGGUAGCAUCUGCUGUGGUACUGUCCCCUCCUAACAAAAAUCCUCGUCGAGUGUUUGUGGAUAGAGACAGGGAGGAGGCAACCUCACGCGACAGGGAGAGGGACAACAGUCGUCGCGAUGACGGCAAGCCUGAUGAGAGUCGACGAGAGGACAACAGAAAAGUUCUGAGCAGGCAGAGGUCAAUGCAGAUCACGAUAUCUGCACCGGAUAAACGCAAGUUCUCAGAAUCUGAGGACUUGCGGGAAAAGCUUGCUAGCUCUGAGGACCUGAGAGAAAAGCCCCGAGAGGAUUUACGAGAGAAACUUUCUAAUAGGAAAGUCAGCAGAUACAAGGAAGAAAAGGAGGGUACACUGAGAUCACUCAAGGAUGAUUCUCGUAAGGAGGAAAGUGUCUCUGGUGGUGGUAAGGGCAGUAAGCAUCAUGAGGAUAGGAGAGAUGUUGAACGCUCCAAUGUGGAGAAGGUCUAUCACAAGGAAUCGGACAAUAAGAAACAUCACAGCAGUAAGUCCGCUCCCUCUGCCAGUCAGAAGGUGUCAAAGGAGAAAACACCCAAGCUGGAGAUUAAGAAAGAAGAAGAAACUAAGCCAGAGGAAUCGUCUAAAAUCAAGUACAGAAAGGAGUCGUUGAUUGAUGAGGCUACGUUUGAGCCUGAUUAUAAUGAGGAAAGCUCAGCAGAAGAGGAAGUUGAGAAGAAUGAUAAGGCUAAGGCAAGUUCUGCAGAGGAGGGAGAGGCUGAUGACGACGAUGAAGAGGAUGAGGAAGAGGAGGAUGGUGAUACAAAAUCCAAAAAACACAAACACAAAAAAGGCAAGCACAAAAAGAACAAGAAACACAAACAUAAACACAAGAAAAAGAAACACAAAAAGAACAAGGAGGAGAAAGAAUCCCAGGACAAGGAGUGAAUGCGGGCAUUACAGAAUUCUGAUAUUAGUGUGAAUGGUCAUGUGUGUGACGAGUGUGAAUUGUGUUAAGUUUGGUGCUUAAUAUAAAGGCCAGACCAAGUUUAAUUUUCAUUGUUUGAAUAUUGCUAGAAAAUAUUGGAACAGGUAAACAAUUUAAAAAUUUGAUUUUUGCUUCAAAACAAAUUCAAGUGAAGAUCGUGCAAACAUUUUGGAUGUUUAUCUGAAUUUCCACGUCUACUUCAUAUAAUGCUAUGCUUGUGGAACUCCUUUUCAGCUUUCUUAUAAUAAGUUAUAUUGAAUACCUUAGUGCACCUUUCCCCCUUGCUAACAAAUAUGUGAAUAUAAGGAAAUAUGAUCACAAAGCAUAAAUGCAAGGGAAAGGAGACAAAUAUUCAUUGAAAAUAUUUUCUAGGAAUCCAAAAAUCGAAAAAUUUAUUUUGCUGUAGUGUAUAAAACAUGUAAAUGUGCUAUACAGGAAUGUCAUAGAUAAGUGAAACGUAUUCAAACGAAAUGAUAAGAAAAUUGUGAUAAGAUGUUGCCGUGUUUCUUCCAGCACUAGCUUUUUCCCCCGAUAUCAAAGUAUGUGUGUGGUAAACUUGUCAGUGAGUAGCUGUUUUUGAUGGGACUGCCUUUGUGUGGAGGGAGACAGAGUGAAGGGAAAAGAAACUUCACCGAGACAAUCUUUGUCGCCAUUAAACAGAGGUCUUUUUUGAGAGAAUGAGAGUGUGCCCUUACUGCAAGUAUAUUGAGUGUUAAGUAUAUGUAUUAUGUGUUGAAAGGUUUUAUGAUAAAAUGCUAGGUGAUUUAGAAGUGCUAUUUUUUUGUAUUUAAACAAAUGACUUGUGAAGUUGUUCAGAUUAAACCAUGCAUCCAAUGUCUGCUAUUCCCACCUUUUUUCAAGUAAACUGGACAAACUUGCGUCUGUGAAAAUGCUAUGCCUGCUGGUCAAAUCCAUGUGAUUGGGAUGGAGAGUUUGUUAACUCUAGUCAUGAAGCUCUGACAGAGUGCCUGCAUUUAGAACUCAGUUAUUGUUAUUUUUAUAUCAUUAGCAUAUAUAGGAUCUUACAUGAGUUUCCAUUUCAUAUGAGAUUCAUGAAACAAGUCUUAGAAUUUUUCAAUUUAGCGAGCCUAUGGCACUUAUGGUACUUACAUGUUUAAAUAUUUUUAUCAAGAAUUUUCCCACAGAUUUUUAGCUUCAAAGUACUUUGUCCUGAGUUUUAGUUUCAGAAUGGGGCAUUUAAUGGAGGCCAGAAUAUCAUUAGAACAUUUGGUAUAUGGUAACAUCAAAGGGGAGUUAACUGGUUUUACAGAUUAAAUGCAACAUUGAGUCUCGUGAGACUGUUUCUGGAGCAUUUCUUUCAUACUUUUUGAUAAAUACAAAAUCAAAUUUUUCUGCCAGGCAGAUGAAAGUGAAUGUGUACUAUAUUUUCCAUUUAGGGUUUCCAAGCCACUUAAAAAAAUGAUGAAUUGAUGGUUUUUUGAUAACUAUAGGAAGAUUUUUUUUUUUUAUAUAUAUAUAUCCAUAUUUUCUGCUCAAAAUCCAUAAAUAUUCAGAAAACCAUCAUAAUACGACUUUUUGUUUUGAAGAUCAUUCUUAGAUAACAUCUUUAAAAUUUCAAGUGUGCAUCUGUUUUUAUGCAACAAGGGCCAAACGGGUAUGUACAGUGUUAAAUUAAAAUUUUAAAUACAAGCAUUAUAAUCACAGGGGCAAGAUGCUUUGAAUUUGACAGCAUGCAUAUCAAUGCUAUAUAUACAUGGUAGUAUAGUAUAGCAAAUGAUGUGUACUCUUUAUAGGCCAUUAAGUUAUGUAUCUGGCCACUGUGAUUUCAAUAUUGUGAAAUAGAAAGUCCGUACAAGUAUACCAGUAUGCGAAAUAAAAAGUUAAGGGCUACAAGAAUAUGAUGGCAUUUAUCGAAGUCAGGUUACAAUAGUGUGAUUAAAACAGAACUGAUUUAUUGCAUUUAAAAAUUCAUAAUAUGCUGCAUUUCAUAAUUCAAUAUAGUUUUCGGGAUGGCAAAGGCUUUUUUUAUUAUUUCUUUUCUGUAGGUUUAGGGCAAAACUAAACAUUUGUUCAAUCAGAAGUCAUUCAUUUGAUAUUGCAAUUAUGUUAGAUUUCAUUUAGUGCAUUUUAAUGAUUUAUUUGAAGAUGUUAUGAGAGCAAGAUGCUGGUCAUUUAGAGCCUGUUUUGGCUGAAGAGGUUUUGUGUCUUGUGAGUAUCGUGUUCUAUUUGAUGGGACACAGUUUUGUAAGAUGAGCGACAUGAAAUGUGUAAAUAUGUGCAAUUGUAGAAGUACUGGUUUGUAAAUAAAACUAUGACAAUAA
Molecule: messenger RNA, 7908 nt
Organism: Mizuhopecten yessoensis (Yesso scallop)
Lineage: Eukaryota; Metazoa; Mollusca; Bivalvia; Pectinida; Pectinidae
Product: E3 ubiquitin-protein ligase RBBP6-like
Exons: 19
Coding region: 217-5586 (1789 amino acids)
Biological process (GO): protein ubiquitination; mRNA processing; ubiquitin-dependent protein catabolic process
Cellular component (GO): nucleus
Molecular function (GO): ubiquitin protein ligase activity; nucleic acid binding; zinc ion binding
Source: RefSeq, a predicted model, not a curated record